Messenger RNA from Liolophura sinensis, 5817 nucleotides. RefSeq lists its product as uncharacterized. The coding region runs from base 532 to 5796 and encodes 1754 amino acids. The record is from RefSeq and is a predicted model, not a curated record. Gene Ontology annotation, cellular component: membrane. Lineage: Eukaryota; Metazoa; Mollusca; Polyplacophora; Chitonida; Chitonidae. Gene Ontology annotation, biological process: cell-cell junction maintenance. The transcript is spliced from 12 exons.
CGUAACACGAAGAGCGACAGACGAUCGGUGUGUCAUCGGACUGUUAGGCUCGGCUUCCAGGGCCGUCCGCGCCUUGAGUCCCCCAGCGGUAGCGACUCGACCGAUAGUGAAACUAACCAUCGAUUAUCCUAUAGGCGGGCCUUUUUUUAUGUCACGCUCUGUGGAGUUGACGAGGUGCGCACAAAGCGCGUGCACGACUUUCUGUGUUGUUUAAAUCAGGUCUCACAUUUGAGCACAAACAGUCUGUGCACUCGGGAACGGAACGGCGACAUUUCAGGCGGUUUUGGAUGGUUUUUUUACCAAGAUUUUCGGCCGUUCGUAUAGCAGCACAGAUGUGUUACGGGGGUACCACGGGUGUGUAUAGCUCCCGGCUCGCCGCCUUGUAAGUGCCUCGGCUGGCCGGGAAUGUCGUAAGCAUGUUCCGUGCUUCUGUCGAAGUUCUGCAGGACGCUGGCAGCCUCCCAGCCUUGCCUAUACAUGCCUACAUGGUAUAUACACAACCGGUGAACUCCUGAAAUCGACGGUGGCAAUAUGUUUAUGAUUAAAAUCUGUGUCGUGCUGGGAUUUUUUACCACGCAAGGCCUUUCCGCGGCUUCCCCAGAAGGACCAUGUGGCAGUGCGCUUGGGAUGGAGAAUGGUGGCCUUACAGACAGACAGCUCUCUUCCACCAACCCAGCCUCCCCGGCCCAGGAAGCCAGGCUAAACACCGGGGGUGGCUGGGUGGGGAAGGAUGACCAGAGCCAGUACAUCACCGUUGAAAUGACCUCCACAAAAAGGAUAUCAGCAAUUGCCCUUCAAGGUCACGGCAGUUCCAACAACUAUACCAAGACAUUCCGUCUGUACUACAGCCUGGACGGCCUGGUUUGGAGAGGCUAUUCUAACCGCCAAGUUAACAGCAGGGGGAGUGAAGCGGAAGAGCUAAGGGGAAGCAACAGGAGGAGACCAGUUGUCAAAGUGACCUUGACCCCAUUUGAGGCUCGUUACAUUGCGGUAAAUCCCCAGACAUGGAGAGGCAGCCCAGCCCUCAGGUUUGAGAUUUACGGCUGCGACUCCAUGACCCCUGUUGCCAGAAAACCCACACAGAUAACUGAUGACAUCCAGCGAAGCACUGUGUGGAGAGCAGAGGAAAGCCCUUAUGUGAUUGGUCGAGAGAUCCGCGUAAAACCAUCUGCUUUUCUGGUCAUUCAUGCUUGUGUUGAUGUUGUCUUUACAUCACAGGAAGCAGGGCUCCUUGUUAAUGGGGUGUUGAAGGCUGAGGGGACCUCUGAAAGGAGAGUGAGGUUUUCGUCCUCACAGAUUCCGGUGGAAAGUUCAGACUAUGGCUGGCAGGGCGUACGAGCUGACUCAGGAGAAAUACAACUCUCCUAUGCAGAUGUUCUCCAGGCUAGAACAGGGGUGACUGCACCUGCAGGGAGAGUGACCUUGAAAUCCAGCUGUAUCAGUUUGUGUGGCACAGGUGUAAACAUCGUGAAUGGUGCACAGCAACAAACAUGGUUUUCGCUCAGUGAAACAUCAGUAGAUAAGUGUGGGUAUGGCGUUCAAGUGUCGGGCACCCCAAUGUUAAGCCGUGUUCAAAUCACGAAGACGAAUAUCACAAGAAGUACGUUUGUUGGCUUGGAGAUCCGUGAUUAUGUGGAUUUCAGCAUAACGAGCAGUGCGAUAUCCCAGAAUUCCUUGCACGGUGUUGUCAUGGAUUCAUCUUACACAACUCGAUUAAGGUUUGAAGAAGUGGUGGUUUCGCAUAAUGGAGGACACGGUUUGGCGCUGAAUAUGCGCGGUAACUUCAUACCUCAGAAGUAUGUCGUAAUAAAAAAGUCCAGAUUUGUGUCCAAUAAUUUGGAUGGUGUCAACCUCAGAGGAGAAUUUGGACAGCAGGCAGAGGCAUGGAAUAUUUUGGAGAACUCGUUUGAGACGAACAACAAAUCGGGCCUCAACGUGAGCCUUGAUGCUAGUUCCUCAGAUGCUAGGGCGCUUUUUGUUCGAGACAACAUUUUCUCAGGUCACAUGACUUCUAACAUUCCAUUGAGCAUCGUCAUUUUGGGAAAUUUUCGCUCCACUGGAUCGUACGAUAUUGAACGAAAUAAAUUUUUCAACAACAUCAACGGAAUGUUUUUGAAGUUAGAUUCUCAACCUGAAAACUAUGUCACAAAACUUUCCCGCAAUUCCUUUCGGCGCAUCUUGUCGGGGCCUGCUAUAGAUGUGGAUGCUGAUGGAUCGCAGAUUUUGCGCAACACAUUCACAGACUGCGAGUCUGAGGAAGUGGUAAAGAUUCGACGUGGCCAGCGAAACGUCAUGCACAACAACACCUUCAACAAUCCUGAUGCCCAGUACGAUAUUUCUUUGGGCGUUCCAUUCCAGCUCCAUCGUAAAAUAAACGCAUCAUUCAAUUACUGGGGUGAUCGCCAGAGCAGCCAUGUGCGAUCUCGCGUCCAGGAUUUCUACGCAAACCCUGACCUCAUUAUUGCAAUUGUAUCCCCGUUCUUCACUUCGAGCAGUCUCACUGAGAUUUCCACAGGAACUGGUGACAGGUAUUACGUGGAUGCGUACGGAUUUGCCGGAGGACAGCUGACAAGAAACCUGACAGUGAAGCGAGGCAGACUGUUCCGUGUGGGGAGGACCAUUCAUAUACACCCCAGCGUUACCAUGACGAUAGAACCAGGGGCCAAACUGCUGUUCAGGAAGCUGGCUGGGAUUUACGUUGAGGGUGUGUUACGUGUGUUAGGCAGCAGUAGUCAGACAGUUUCAUUGUUACCUGCAGAACCCUCAUUAUACCCUCAGUGGUCAGGUAUAAGACUCUACAAAGCAGAUGUUUCGAUUCGUUUUUCAAAGAUCUCCAGUGCUGUAGCCUGCAUUCAGUUUACGGACUCACUUCCUGUAAAAGUGCUGCUGACCAAUGUCACCUGUAUCCAUAGCAACACAGGUAUGUCUGGACAAAUUAGCGGAGAGACAACGAUCUCGCUGCACAACAGCAAAUUCACCAACAUUCGCGGCCACGGACUGUAUUUCUCUCUGGGAGAAAGCCUGAACUUUGAUCUCACCAUGACCUCGUCCGAGCUCAGUCGAUGCCAAAAAGGAGCUUUGACCUUGGAAGACACGGGAAUGUCCUUCAAACAUGUCAGCACAAACUUCAGGAAGUUAUUUCUACGAGACAACGGUCGAGGGAUGUUUUUUUACACGUACACCAAUGUGAAGCUACGGUUCUUUCUGUCUGACUCUGUCAUAGAACGACAACGAGGCUUCUCAGUUAACCUUGAUUCUCGAGUCGUGAAAAUGUCAAUUUCCAGAACAAGGUUUAUCAAAAAUCAAAAUGGCCUCUACGUGUCCAUGCGAGGCAGCGAAGACUGUGAGGACAAAAUCAGAAUCGCUGAUAACGAAUUUAGUAAUUCGGUUCAAAGCCAGGAAUUGCAGAUAUACAGUUAUCGUGGCAACGGCCGGUGUCAGUUGUUGGUUUCACGAAACUUUUUUCAGAGAACAGAAUCUCAGCCUUUCGGGGCGUUGUAUAUAUUGUCGAAUUGGUUCACACGUAUUAGUGUUCGAAACAACCACUUCCAUGGAAUAGCGGGAACGGCCAUUGAUUUGAACGCUGAAAGUGAAGCGCAGUCUGUUGUUGUUUACAAUAACACCAUCACGCAGUGCAAACAAGCGCUCCUCAUCAAAUCAAACGAAGUCCAAGUGGAAGUUACCCACAAUUCCCUGAUUCAGAAUUACGGCAGUGAUAUUGUGGAUUUAGAGCCCGUGUUCACUACACCUUCUGCAGGACAACUUAAAUUCUCUCAAAAUUCACUGGAAAACAACGGCAAUGGCACCAUCCUGGUUCUAAGAACAUCCUCCGUUUCAGUUCACUACAACGUUUUUGCCAACCCUGCUUCGCAGUUUAACGUGAAAAUGGCCUGCGCUGACUGCUGGGGCCAGGAGAUCAAUGCCACCAUGAACUACUGGGAUGCCGUGGCCUCACGAGACAUCUCGAGGAAGUUACAUGACAAGCGAUCAGACAGCAGCCUCCCCAAGAUAUCCUUCACCCCUUACAUGCGCGAUCGGCGCCUGCAGACGAUUUAUUCAGCGUCAGCCAAGUUCGUCACGGAGAACAGGAUGUUGGGAGGGAUUGUGGGAGGAAAUGUGACGUUGGAUGCCAGCCAAAGCCCUUACACGGUUGUGUCGAGCGUUGUGAUUGGUCCAAAUGAUGUCCUAAUCUUGGAGGCCGGCGUGACGUUGCUGUUUUACACAAACAUGGCCAUUACAGUUGAAGGAAUCUUGAUUGUGAAUGGGCAGGAGACGCAGCCUGUGGUGCUCAAACCGUUCAUCACCGGCAGCAGAUGGAGUGGGGUGGAGAUCAUCCAGACUGCAGAAAAAGCGAAUGCCUCCCUCUUGCAUCACUUGGUUUUGAAGGCUACAGAAUACGGGCUGUCUGUUAAAGGAGAGUUGCCCAGGAUAAACCAUGUGACCUCCUCUGGCUCCACCCACUCCGGCAUGAGCGUGGAAUUAGCUGACAGUCCAAAGCAUAGCGUUCCAAGAAAUCUCAACAUGUCUUAUAACGCUGGCCCGGGCAUCACCGUGAAAAUGAACGGAGCUUCCAGGUCCAAGUUUCUAAUUUCUGCUUGUUCUUUGACCAAUAACCUGCAUGGUUUAUCAGUGAUAGAAGGCGGAGACUUCACCAUAUCACGCUGCACCAUUUCCCAUAAUUCCCACAGCGGCAUUCAUGUUUCAGACUUUUAUGAAGGUGCCAUGUUAAUUCAAGGUUCAGAGUUCGAAAGGAAUCAAGUUCAUGCCAUUUUGUCCGUGGCAAGCCAUCAGAACCCGCGUUCUGGAGACCAUGUCAUGUUUCAGUUGCUGGACAAUAUUUUUGUUGAUCAUGAUUUGAUCCAGAACGCGUCAGAAUCAAGACAUCUUGUGUCCCUGCAGAACACAGCGCAAAAAUCUGGCGUCUGGAAAAUCUCCAAUAACAUCUUCACUAAAAAUAAAAACAUGGACCAUCUGGUGGAUAUUACGUUUCAAAAUGGAGCAGACAGCAGCUACCAUGUGGAAAUCAGCAAUUCCUCUUUCUUGGAUAAUGAGGCAAGCGUUCUUUCCUUCAAACAGUCGGACACCUCGGCUUCAGAUUUUCGUCUCUAUGGCAACCAUUUUAGACACAAUAUCGCAGGAUCAAAUGUCAGCGUAGUUAGCUUAGUUUAUCAUUCUGACCAAAACGCCAAGUUAACCGUAGCAAAUAACACUUUCCACAGAAAUUCUGCCAGAAACAUUUUGUUUGUCAUGUUGAAUGAAACAAACAGGUAUUCAGAUUACGGUGUUUUUGAGGACGGAAAAAUUACAGAGAACAUCAUGUUUGACAACAAUGCACGGAACAUCGUGAACCUGGCUGCGUAUGGCUUGCGCUUCAACAACAACACCGUUAGCAACCCGCGUGCAAAGUGUGAAUUAUUUGUCCCCGAGUUUCACAUUUCGAGGAACGUCCUAGCCAGAUACACCUACUGGGGUCAUCCAAACUUAGAGGCCAUCGUGGAGCGAAUCUGCGGCUUUGACAUGGACAUGACUCGAGCCAUCGUGGAUUAUCUCCCUUAUCGCAGAUCUGAAUCCUGGACAGAUGUUUCCAUGGUAACGCUGGAUCCCUUGUCCUUAGAGUCGGUGUAUGGUGGGCAGAUAGUACUGGACACGGAGCUCACAGACAUUGCUAAAGUGUACCCCAUCAAGAGAUCUAUCUAUAUACGUGACGGAGCCACGCUGGUUGUCCCUCCAGGAUUACACCUGAGGUUUGAAGAAAACCGAGGCAUUUAUGUUGCAGGUAUGACCUCUCACCCCUAAUCAUAUCCCAAUGAUCAACUG